CCAGAAUUUUGUUUCUAUCUUUCUUUUCCAGUUCAAAAAGAGAUCGUUCAUUUCCAUUCUGAUUUAGAUAUUGAAGUUGAAGAUGUCACUGACCAUUACAAUAUUAAUACUUUUCUCCAGCAAUUAUCAGUGAAAGAUAUAUUAGAAAAGGCAGAGAAUGGAUCCCCUUUUGUUGUUGCUAUAAUUGAAGACUCCAUUGGAAACAAGCAUUCUUAUAAUUUCCUGUGUCCUGGCAGAGAAAUAGUAAUUUACAAAAAGUUUCAGGCUGGAAGAAUCUUAGCUUCUGAAAUCAAGAAUAACUCCUCUAAAAGAUACUUUUUAAUUCCUGAGAGCUACAAGGGGAAAUUCAAGAGACAACCUCGUGAAUUCCCAACUGCCUAUGACCUGGAAAUAGCAAGGGACAUGAAGGAAAAGCUUCAUGUUGUAGCUACAAAAGCUUUUGACUGUCCGCAUGAAGAUAUGUGCUCUGUUUCUGUUGGGGAUAAUUUUUUGAUUCCCAAGUACCAGAAAAGCCAAGUUGUUGAAUAUGGAAGGAAGUGUGUGGAGACUGCAUUACCUUGUGAACAAAUUAUCUUGCCAAAUAAAGUCAAUAAGACCGUCCUUCUUCCGAUGUUCAUGGAAGGAGGCUUUAAUGAAGUUGUGCAUGAUAAGAAUCAAUAUGAUCUUUCUGAGCUUUGCAACAAUUCCCACCUUCCAUUAAAUGUCACAGUUGGCAUAAGGGAUCUUUCCACUCAGGAGGAUAUUUUGGUUGGCAUUCCCUAUCUGCAGCUUGAAGAGAAAAUCAACGAUUCUUACUUGUUAAUCAGCAAUCUCAAUAAUCCCACAGAGAUUUGGGAAGUUUCUGUGCACUGUUUAAAUAUGUCCUUCCAAUUGCUGAGAGAAUAUCCAGACGAUAGUGUGCAUCCCCAAAUAAAAUCAAUUGUAGAAGAGAUUACCGAAGACCAGUACUAUAUGAUGAGAAAAUAUAAAAAUCAAGCCACAAUCCCGCCACCCAGACCUCCUAAAGUACACCUUGUAGAAGAAUCCAAAUAAUCUUUUCCCGUUGUUCCAGUUCACCAUCUGUUUGAUACACCAGAAGAUGACAAGAUAGAAGACACAUAGAAAGAUACUACUUAUAAAACAGAAACCCAGCUUCUCAUUUCAUUACAUGUCUAGUUGUUCCAAAAUUAUUCCAAAAACCAUUUAGUUCCACAUUUGUGUGGGACUGUUGGUUUUCAUCACACCUUAAUUCCUUUAGAUUUUAAUUUGUUGUAUUUAUUUAUUGCAUUUAUAUGCUGCAAUUACAAAACUCUUGUUGUCAAUAAGUCAUCUUGGUUUCUCCACUGGGUUGAUGUGUUGUUAUUUUUAUUUAUCAUAUGGCAAUGUUACAUUAGCCAGGAAACUACAAUGCUAAUACUGAAGAGUAGUUUGGCUGCCUAGGACUACUAACCCUGUUAGUUCAUGCUUACAGACUUUCCAAGUGUGUCAGAUAGGGAAAUCUAGCUCUGUACCAGAAAGAAAAACAAGAAAAUUCCCUGCAAUAACAUCUGGGCCCUCUCUCUACAGAAAACUCCCUCACAAACAGGCAUUGCAACAGGGAAGGUCCAGCACCAGCAGGAUUCUAAGCAUCCACAUGAAACUUGUUUCCUCAGGAAAGUUUUUUUAUAUAGCAUGCUUUCAAAAAGCUAGGUGGGCAGUAUCUGAAG
This is a messenger RNA of Thamnophis sirtalis, 1685 nucleotides long. NCBI's taxonomy places the organism in Eukaryota, Metazoa, Chordata, Lepidosauria, Squamata, Natricidae. The record is from RefSeq and is a predicted model, not a curated record.